Molecule: messenger RNA, 1178 nt
Organism: Lentinula edodes (shiitake mushroom)
Lineage: Eukaryota; Fungi; Basidiomycota; Agaricomycetes; Agaricales; Omphalotaceae
Product: glycoside hydrolase
Exons: 4
Coding region: 249-971 (240 amino acids)
Source: RefSeq, a predicted model, not a curated record
UAGCACAAUACAGCGCAAUGAACUCCCUCUAACAGCCCGAAGCCGUCGCGUGAUCUCAAACUCAACUUUGUCUUUUGUUGAUUUGUCUAAUUCCCGCAAGUGUCUGCCAUGCUCGUUCAACGUGUAAAGCCAAGAAGAGAUCCCAGUCAUUUCAAAUACUUCAUGAUCCUUGCUGUCGACGCCUGAACCCAAGGAUCCCGACGAUAAAGGCACUUGAGCUGUGAAAGCAGCGCCUCUAACUUCCUAUCAUGACAAUGCUUCGACUUGCUUUCUCUCUAAUUCUAUGUUUUUUGGCUUUGCCCUGCGUUUCUGCACACGGAUAUCUCGCAUACUUGGGGAUUGAUGACGACCAGUCGUACACAAAUUACACUGGAAAUGUACCCAAUGCUGAUCCGAGUCCUAGUGUCAUUCGACAGGUCUCUGACAUAAGUCCCGUCAAAGGCGCCUCAAACCCUGACCUCAACUGCGGAUUAAACGCCCAAUUCGCUCAAAAAGUAGCUAGUGCGAAUCCUGGAGACCUUUUAGUGUUUGACUGGCGCGGAGGAGAUAAUACCAACUGGCCACAUAACACCGGACCUAUGCUUACCUACAUGACCUCUUGCGGCUCCUCAGACUGCACGCAAUACAACUCAUCCUCAUCAAAAUGGUUCAAGAUAGCAGAAAUUGGUAUCGUCACGAAUGCGACAUCAAGCAACUCCCCUGUUUGGGCCCAACAGAGCGUGAUGAACGGGGCAUUCACCAACGUUACUCUUCCAUCUACGCUUUCUCCCGGCAAUUAUCUCAUUCGCCAUGAAAUCAUUGCGCUGCAUCUCGCGACGGCCCUUGGUGGAGCUGAAUUCUACCCUGCUUGUUCUCAAGUAAAAGUCGGAGGGAGUCAGACUGGCAUGGCCGAGGACAGCGAGAUGGUGUUGUUCCCUGGUGCAUAUAAGGAUACAGAUCCCGGAAUAUAUGAUCCUGAUGUGCGUCUGUAACUCUUCGAAUUCCCUUCGUUUGUGUACCAACCAGGUUACUAACUCCAUCCCACCUAACUUAGGUGUAUUCCUCAAACUCUUACACUUUCCCUGGACCCCCGAUUGCAGCCUUCGUGACUGCCUCUGCGUCCUCGUCUUCCGGCUCCUCUUCCUCGUCAACGUCUUCUGCUCCUACCGCUACCACCGGUUCCACUCCUGGAUCCUCUU